Symbiodinium necroappetens is the source of this 1341-nucleotide messenger RNA. The record is from the annotation of a GenBank genome assembly. Lineage: Eukaryota; Dinophyceae; Suessiales; Symbiodiniaceae.
AUGGAGCCAACCGAAGCUGAGGCAGUUCCGAUGAAUGUGCUUCCAGGCAAGCCAUUCCCAUCUGCACAUGUUAGUGCCAAGGUUGACAAGGAUUUGUCAGGUGAGGUGCCACAGCUCAUGUCAUUGGAGUCCGCAGAAGCCCUAGCAGCUGAUCGUGUGGCGAUGCCCCCACCCAAGAUGUCCGUCACCCUGCGUCCUGAUCUGGCCGAUACGUUGCCGGAUGACCUGGAUGAGCACGAGCCUUCUGAGCCUGGUCAGCACGAGGCAUUGGAAGAGGGCACGAGGCUGGAUGUGGAGCCGGCAAAGGCUGAGGGGGAAGGGGAGGCGCAGAAAGCCCCCAUGAGUCCAUCUGUGGGAUUCGAGGUGUGCUCUGUCUGCCCCGAUGAAGAGGGGGAGGAAGAGGCUAUGGAACAGGAUGUUAUUUUGGAUGUGCAGGAUGGCAAGCUGGGAGCUAAGAGUUGCGAGCCCACAUUAGAAGUCGAAGCCGAGAAGCCAACAAGUCCCAGCAAGGCCACUGUCUUCUAUGAUCAGCAUUUGCCUCCGUGUCCAGUGCAGUCUGAACCCAAGCCGAUGACACCCAACGAACAGGCAAACCUCGCAGGUGCUGCUGAGGGCAGGGGCCGAGGCCGUGGGAAGGGCCGUGGAAGGGGCCGUGGGAAGAAGGCUAUGGCAGAGGGGCGUGGGAAGGGCUGUUCCAACCAGGUCUCUGAGGAUGAAGAAUCCGGGGAUGAUAUUCAGGAUGAUGUCUUCACCGAGGCCGAUGAUGAUGAUGAUAAUGAUGACGAAGCACCGCAGCCUAAGAAGAAGCCAGCAGCAAAGAUCCGCAGCGAAGCAAUGAAGCCAAAGACAACGUGCAAGGCGGCCCCAAAGGGCAAAGCAAAAGCAAAGUGCAAGGCGGCCCCAAAGGGCAAAGCAAAAGCAAAGGCCAAAGCAAAGGCCGCAGCCAAGGCCACGGCUAAGACGACUAAGAGCGCUUGCAAAUCGCAUGGUGAGCGGCCUGCCAAGAAGGCAAAGGUUGACAAUGGCAGCAAAGCGGUGGAGCCAGAGCCCCUGCCAAAGGUGCCAAGGGCGAAAGGCAAGGCAGCCCCGUUGAAGCCCAUUGGCAGCGACAGAGAUGGGCAAAGGGCGGAAACCGACAGGAAGGCCAAGCUUUCUCGAAAGUCGGUGGCAUAUCACCGGGCUGUGAAGGAGGCAAGGGCGCAAGGCUUGUCCCAGGAGGAGUGCAAAGAAGCAGGCAAAAAGGCUCCUCACCUUCAUGAGCAUUACAAUACUGCCCCCAGUCUCUCUCUCUCUCUCUCUCUCUCUCUCUCGCUCCCUCAUUGUCUCUUUCUCUCUCUAUAA